GUGUUCUUUGUGACCAGCGAUUUCGGUAAAUUGAUGCGGAGUGUGGUCGCUCCGAGCGGCUCAAUGCUUUUCCUUUGUCGCUCUCUGAAUCUCGCCGCCGUUGAAGGUCCGGCAGGCUCUGCUCUGCUACCAAUCGGGGCAUCCGUGUCCAACUUGACCUCUCUCUGCUCAUCUUCGAUCUCGCCAACCACCUGCACAGCUGCACCUCCCAAGCUUGUCUUAACCUUUCAGUGCACACCACCUGUUCGCUGAAAUGUUGCACACAAACCAAGGCUGUCAUUCCUUCCUUAAUGUAUCACACGCAGUCCUGCAUUGUUCGAUAUAAGCAGGCAAGUUGGCUCUCUGUCUCCGCAAAGAAGAUGGACUAAGAAAUGUCCUCUAUUGCCGAGGGUGAAUGGAGAACUGUUUGGCUAAAAGAGAUUGUCGAAUGGCAAGGCUUCAACUGUGUUGCCAACUGAGCUCCCAGGUUUGGUUACUAUCACUAUGCUGCCACAUGCCUAUAGCCUUCUCAUUGUCGGGAUUACAGCACUUCCCUGAGUGUUGCCCUCACCACUUUUCAACGCUCUCCACCUCAUCGGUAAUGAGCUGUCGCCCCCUGGUAUUUGCAUUCUCAUCUCUCUAUUAAGGAAUAAAGCAGAGCCCCUGCCCUUGUUUAAAAGGGAAUUUCAGUGCGCUUUUUUGUACUUUAUCUUCUGAUCUUCAGAGAAGCGAUGAGUUGAUUCACCAGCAUAUAGCCGAUGCGCUUUGCGUGCCACACGAGGAAAUGCAGGGUAUUGCUUACACCGUGGAGGGAAUCGUUAGACAGGCUCGUCACAUCACUGUUCCAGUGUAUCAGGCACUCAAGUUGGAUAAACUGGAGUCUAUUGUAAUGUUCAACCAGGGCCUGAAUGCAAUAGCAAGCUCCCGUCUGACAGGAUCAUAUCUUCCCGAGCAAAAAGUACACGGGAGAGACACAGAGACUGACCACAUCAUAGAGUUAAUGACAAAUGAGAUGUUUGAUGGCUUAAAAGUUCUGUCAAUAGUGGGUAAUGGAGGAUUGGGGAAGACAACUCUUGCUCAAGCUGUAUUCAAGGAUUCAAGAAUCCGAAGUCAUUUUGAAUUGCAGAUGUGGAUCUGUGUGUCUGAUAACUUCGACCCAGUGAGGAUCAUACACGAGAUGUUAGAUUAUUUCUCUGAAGACAGGCAUAAAGGGAUAACAAAUUUCAACAAGCUUCAAGAGAUACUGGAGGAGAAUUUGGAGUCGAAGAGGUUUCUACUCGUUCUAGAUGAUGUCUGGGAUAUUGCAGACAAGUGGCACAAACUGUUAGCUCCAUUGGACUGUAACCAAGCAGCUGGCAGCUUCAUUCUGGUAACAACACGGAAUCUAUCUGUUGCACAAGCAAUUGAUUCUGUUGACUUGAUUCGUUUGGAUGCCUUGAGAGAGAGUGAUUUCUGGUUGUUGUUUAAAUCAUAUGCAUGUGGUGAUGAGAAAUAUCAUAUGCAUCGAAGAUUAGAGGCUAUUGGUCGUGAAAUUGCUAAAAAGUUGAAAGGUUACCCAUUAGCAGCAAAAACUGUUGGUGCACUAUUGAGGAAGAAUCUUACUGCUCAGCAUUGGAACAGAGUUCUAAGAGAUGAGGAGUGGAAAUCCCUCCAGAACAGCAAUGGUAUUAUGCCUGCACUCAAGCUUAGUUAUGACCGUCUACCCUGCCAUCUACAAGAGUGUUUCUUCUAUUGUUCCUUAUUCCCAAAGGGUUAUAAAUUUGAUGAAGCAGAGUUGGUCCAAAUGUGGAUUUCGCAAGGCUUUGUGUGUACCAGAAAACCAAGCAAGAGAAUGGAGGAGACGGGAUCUGAAUAUCUUGCUGAUUUAGUCAAUUAUGGUUUUUUCCAAUAUGAAAGGAAUGUGAUGCAUUAUUCAGACACCACAAAUGGAUAUGAUGGAUACUAUGUGAUGCAUGAUCUUAUGCAUGAUUUGGCAUGUUUGGUUUCAGCAAAUGAAUGUGUCACAUUAGAUGUCUCUGAGCCCAAAGAAAUAUUACCAGGAACACGUCAUUUGUCGAUCAUAUGUUAUUCAUAUAGCUGUGACGAUCCAUUACUGGUUGAGAAGAUUGAGAAAAUACUGUACAAAGUAAGGUCAGUGAGAAAGUUGAGGACCCUGAUAUUAAUUGGGAUCUGCAAGGGUUGUUAUUUAAGAUUCUUCCAAAGCAUAUUUGGAGAAGCACAAAGAUUGCGUUUGGUGCUACUUAAAUACGUCAAUCACUGUCAUGAUGGAACAUGUGCUGACCUCAGUGCUUCUGUUUGUAACUUUUUGAAUCCCCACCAUCUUCGCUAUUUGAACCUGGGUGUCCCAAAUAUUGGAGCUAAGCCACAAGACAUGAGCAAAUAUUACAAUCUUGAAGUAUUAGGUAUUGGUGACAUGGUUGAUUCCUCAAAACUCUCUAAUCUUGUCAACUUGAGGCAUCUUAUUGCUGACGAGAAGGUGCACUCAGCAAUCGCUGGUGUAGGCAAAAUGACCUCUCUCCAGGAACUACAGAAUUUCAAGGUUCAAAAAACUGCUGGAUUUGACAUAGCACAGAUAAAAUUCAUGAAUGAGCUAGCCCUGCUUCGAAUUUCUCAGCUAGAGAAUGUUGAAUCUGGAAAGGAGGCUCGCCAGGCGAUGUUAAUAAACAAAACUCACCUCAAUACAUUAAGCUUGUCAUGGGGUGACAGUUGUAUUUUGAAUGGGCUUUCUGCCCAGGCAGCAGAUGUUCUCGAGGCUCUUCAGCCACAUCAAAACCUCAAACAUCUCCAGAUUAUUGGAUACAUGGGUUUAACGUCCCCAAGUUGGCUUGCCCGCAAUCCCACAGUUGACUCUCUGCAGACACUUCAUUUGCAGAACUGCAGGGAAUGGAUUUUAUUCCCAUCAAUGGAUAUGCUUUCUUCACUAAAGAAGCUGAAAUUGGUCAAGAUGCUGAAUGCAACAGAAGUCUGUAUUCCUUCGCUAGAGGUGCUGGUGUUAAAUCAAAUGCCUAAAUUGGAGAUAUGUACUAGUUUCUGUACAACUGAGUUGGCUUCUUCUUUAAGGGUGCUAGUGAUUAAGAGCUGCCACAGUCUGAAGGACCUCACUCUUUUUUGGGAUUAUCACAAUUUGGAAGUCGAGCAGAGUAUACGGUUUCCAUCCCUCAGCGAACUCACAGUCAUGGAUUGUCCCAGGUUGGUGUGGUCGUUUCCUCCCAACCGUGGUUAUCCUAACGAGGUAAAGGAGAUGGGAAGUUUUCCUAGCUUAUUCAAGCUCACCAUCUAUGACUGUCCUAAUGUAACGGUGGCAUGUCCUAUUGUUAAUAUCCCUUAUGUGAGCAUCAAGGGAUCUUCACAGGCUCUAGAGAUAUACAAAAGUGACGCCGAAUUAGAACUCUCUUCUGCUGAGUUGCAGAUGCUUGAUGACAAGAUCUUGGCAUUUUGUAAUCGGAAGCAUCGAACAAUACGCAUAAGGAACUGCCCCAGGCUGAUAUCAGUUUCAUUUGAAGCCUUCAGUCAAUUAACCUCACUGUCAGAAAUGAUAAUAGAAGACUGCCCCAAUUUUCUUCAAGAGCAUGUUAUGUCAGAUGCCGACAACGAGUGCGAUGCUGCCACAAAGCGCUUUGUACUCCCAUGUCUGGAUUGUCUCGAUAUUCGGAGAUGUGGUAUCUCCGGGAAGUGGAUAUCUCAGAUGUUGUCGCAUGCUCACUCCAUGUUUGGGUUGCAUUUGGCACACUGUCCAAAUGUGAAACUGUUGCUCAUCAUCUGUCCCCUGGAAGAGGAAGAAAGUUGGAGUUUAGCUUCAUCAUCAGGACUCCUAGAUGCUGCAGCAGUGACACCCGAAGAGUGUGUCUUCAAGUUUCCGACAGGGGUCUGUUCAUCUCUGAGGAGUUUACACAUUUCCAAUUGCCCAGACCUGCUUCUUGGCCAGAGACAUGGAGGCUUUGCAGCUUUCAAGUCCCUCCAGGUGCUAGAAAUCAGAAGGUGCCCCAGGCUGGUCUCAUCCAUCUUCCAGGAGCAAAACAGCCACCACCGCCUUCCACUAUCGCUCGAAGAACUUGAUAUCGACCAUCUGCCAGCUGAAGUCUUCCUCGGGGAUGACGAUAUGAGCUCCCUCAGGACAUUGGCAAUAUGGGACAGCCCAAAGCUCAAAUCCCUGCAGCUGCAUUCAUCUUGCGCCAUGUCUGAAGUUCCAACGAGUCGUGAGACGAAGUGGAAGAGUUCAUUGGGGUCUAACCAUGUGAGGGUGGGCAGGCAUCUUGAGAGAGUGGAACGAGAGGAAGAAGCAGGACUUCAGUCCCUCCAGGCGCUCACAUUUGGAAACUGCCCAAAUCUCCUGCAUGUUCCUGUAGACCUCCAUAGCCUACCCUGCCUUGAGGAUCUGACGAUCAUCGACUGUCCGGCGAUCUCAAGACUACCCGAAAAGGGCCUCCCGGCUUCACUACAGCUCCUGUGGAUAUACAAAUGCAGCGAGCAGCUGAAUGAGCAGUGCAGAAUGGCUGUGACAGAGAAGCUUGAGGUCGACAUCGACGGAAACUAUGUGAAUCGGCUCCAGACUUAGUGUACAACAAGGCAAUAGGCAAGCAAGGCUUGGGACAUAGGAGGAUUAUUGAUGUGGCUAUUUGUCUUCACAAGAUCAACCGGAGUUUUUUUGGGGCAUGAUUCGCCUGUAGCCCUGUACCUAACCCCUCUUCUUCCCUUGAUGGAAAGCCUAAAGCAUUUUGUGUCUGUUUUGGCAGGUUCUUAAUGUGCUUAUUUCAUGCUUCUGUAACAGUGGACAUGUUCGUAUCGUUGGCAAAUUAUAGUGUUGCAAGUGGUUCAAAUUUGAAUUACCACUGUACAUGAAACUGAACCACCUAUGCUCAUAUUGCCAUCGCAAAGCAUGUGCAAGCGUGCUAAUAUUUCUUUGUCC
This is a messenger RNA of Brachypodium distachyon (stiff brome), 4885 nucleotides long. Its product is annotated as putative disease resistance protein RGA4. Gene Ontology annotation, molecular function: ADP binding. The coding region runs from base 764 to 4534 and encodes 1256 amino acids. Lineage: Eukaryota; Viridiplantae; Streptophyta; Magnoliopsida; Poales; Poaceae. The transcript has 3 exons. The record is from RefSeq and is a predicted model, not a curated record. Gene Ontology annotation, biological process: defense response to other organism.